Messenger RNA from Oppiella nova, 2094 nucleotides. NCBI's taxonomy places the organism in Eukaryota, Metazoa, Arthropoda, Arachnida, Sarcoptiformes, Oppiidae. The record is from the annotation of a GenBank genome assembly.
CAUAACAUACUAUUCAUCACCCGGGAUGACCAGGUGUACGGCCUGGGACUCAACUACUGGGGCUCACUGGGAUUGGGCCACAACAUACCCGUGGAAUCGCCAGAAUCUAUACCGGAAUUGAAUCACCAGAAUAUCCGUGAAUUCAUAUGUGGCACCACCUUUGUGUUAGCCCUCACCGGUGAUAGCCAGGUGCUCGCGUGGGGGCACAACGACUGCGGUCAGUUAGCCCGGGAGCCGGCACGUGGAGGGACGACCGCAUACUUAAAACCCGAGAGAAUCGCGUUUUUCACGAAUAAUAAAUUCAUUACACAAUUGAGUUGUAGUUAUAAUCACGCGCUGGCGCUCACAUCAGACGGGGAUGUCUACGGGUGGGGUAAUAAUAGGAGGGGACAGGUAGGCUGCGGCGAUGUGGACGACUUGGAGUACAUCGCGACACCGAUUAGAGUGAAGUUCACCAAUAAUUACAAGAUUAAGAUUAAAGCCAUCUAUUGCUCCGGUAUUCACUCGUCGUUCGCCCUGACAGUGGACGGGUAUGUGUUUAGUUGGGGUAACAAUAACUGCCACCACUUGGGACACGACAUACCCGAGUGCGUACUGAAACCGCAGAUUAUUACCAAUAUAUUUAACAUUCAGACGGUGUGUCCGUAUGGGCACCGGACCUACUUUCUCACGAACGAGGGUUUGGUAUACUUUUGCGGUUUGCAUACAAACCGACAAAAUGUGGAUUUAAUACAAAAGACGCCCAAACUGUCGGACAUUAAACACAAUUUCCGGGACUUAUGGCAAAUACAGUCCUACCAUAAGGACAUGCCGUUCAUAACGGCCUUAAAGAAACACAAUUUGAAUAAUAAUAAAACAAAUAUUGUUUAUAUGAUUGUCGAGUCGAACCAAACCAUUGAAACAAAAUACGAGAAAUUUGAUGUCAAACACGAGACAAAAGCUAUUGAAGUCACACCAAAACCUGUGAUAAAGACGUCAGAAGUCAUACAAAAUAAUAAGAUAGAGGUUACAGAAGUCAUACCAAAACCUAAGACAGAGGUAACAGAAGUCAUACCAAAACCUAUGCCUCGGCAGCGAAACCCUGUUAAGACACAACCAAUUAUUGAGAAAAGGAUAUCAAAUGAAGAUAUGAAUCAUUCAAGUGAUAGCUAUUAUAACAACACGUUUGAAGAGUUAAGUGUCGUAGGGUCGGGUGGUUUUGGGACAGUAUAUAAAGUGAAGCACCGGUUUAAUCAACGGUUAUAUGCCAUUAAACUCAUUGUCUUAAAAGAAUCUAUGGCUGAACUCAACGACCGAUUACUGAAUGAAACAAAAAACGAGUUAAAACUGCGCUCAGAAUAUGUCAUACAAUACACCACUUCAUGGUUGGAGGACAACAACCGGCUAUACAUCCAAAUGGAGUACUGUUCCCAUAGUUUGCAUGACAUACUCGCAGCUAAAGCACCGGUAUUUGGCCGCCAGUCACCCACCAAACCCAUGCAAUCGCAUGAGUACUACGUGUCCAGUGAACUGUUUCGUGAGCUCCUGGAGUGCGUCCAGUAUUUGCACGCCGUAUGGCCUCAAGUCAUACACCGGGGGCUCAAACCCCGCAAUAUUUUGUACACAGAGAACGCCAAACGGACGGGUCGUUUCCUAAAGCUGUCGGACUUUGGUUUGGGUAAUGUGUUCACCGCAGAGCAUAUGGAUCCCAAAUGGACGGGUAGUAACAAAUCGGACGCACUAUAUAUGGCACCGGAGGUGAUAGGCUCUGACGAUCCCAAUCGGUUCACCACUAAAUCCGAUGUGUUUAGCGUCGGUGUUAUCGGUCAACACGUGUUUGAUAUCAAUAUCAAAGAUAAAAAAUCUGUGAAAGUGUACGAAAAGACUGAAUUGAAUGAGUGUUUCAAACAAUUAUGGGAUGUCUUGACGGCAAUGACAGCACCGGACGCCGUGAACAGACCCGAGUGCUCACAGGUGUUGCAAAACAGCAUAAAGUGGUCCAUAAGUACACCGAUCGCUAAAAAUGGUUACGAUUUGAACGCAAUUCUGGCGAAAACUGCAAAACAAAACGAUUACCAAUUCAUACAUAAAUACAUUUUGCAUAAAAUAAAAUCA